GUUUGCAGCUAUGUCAUGCCAUUGAUUGUGGUGCCUAACACUCUGGUCAUAUGCACUAGCUACAAUUUACACCUAUUCUUUAUGGUAGUGAUCAACAGUCUCUCCAAAUCUGUUUUGAGUUCUCUUGUUCCUUCACAAUUUUGAUCCUUAAAAUGCAGCUUAUUCAGUCACCCACCAAAGCCCAAGUUUCUUCUCGGUUGAUAAACCUCUAUAUUAUCUCAUCUUCUGUCUGCACGCUCUUUCUUUUCAUAUCAUUCUUCCUGGUGUUCACAAGCUCCAAGCUUCCGUAUAGUUCGUCCCAUGAUGCGUAUGCGGCAACUUCUACGUCUCUUGAACAUGUUGUGUUUGGAAUUGCUUCGAACCAGAAAUCGUGGACGACUCAGAGGAAGGAGUAUGUUAGGCUCUGGUGGAAGGGCCAUUCCAUGAGGGGGUGUGUGUUUCUCGAAAGCCUUCCACGUGAUCAUCAAAACCAUACCAAUGAUACUUCUCUUCCUCCGGUAUGCAUCUCUGGGGACACUUCCGGAUUUCGUUACACGUAUAGAAAUGGUCUCCGGUCUGCAAUUCGCGUGGCACGAGUUGUUUCCGAGACUGUGGCACUCAACCACUCCAAUGUGCGAUGGUAUGUUUUCGGAGAUGAUGACACGGUUUUCUUCCCGGAGAAUUUAGUGAAGACUCUUUCCAAGUAUGAUCAUGAGCUCUGGUACUAUAUUGGCGCCAACUCGGAGAUCUAUGAGCAGAACAGAGUCUUCGGAUUUGGAAUGGCUUUUGGUGGUGCAGGUUUUGCUAUAAGUUACCCUCUGGCGAAAGCAUUGGCUAAGGUGUUUGAUACAUGUAUAGAAAGAUACCCCCAUCUCUAUGGAAGCGACUCAAGGAUUUCAUCUUGCUUGGCUGAGCUUGGCGUUGGCUUAACUCAUGAGCCCGGUUUUCAUCAGAAUGAUCUUCGUGGUGAUACGUUUGGUGUUUUGGCUUCGCAUCCAUUAUCACCCUUGGUAUCCCUGCAUCAUCUUCAGCACACAGACCCUAUCUUCCCCAACAUGACAACCAUGCAAGCUCUGCAGCAUUUACUGAAAGCAGUGAAUGUUGAUUCUCAGAGGAUUCUACAGAAGACGGUUUGCUACGAUAGAUGGUUUUCAUGGACAGUUUCAGUGUCAUGGGGUUAUGCUGUUCAGAUAUACGGAAACCAUAUGCUUCUGCCUGACGUCCUCCCGGUGCAAGAGACAUUCAAGCAGUGGAAAAAGGGACCUGUAUUGUCCGGAGUUUAUACCUUCAACACAAUCGAACAGCACCCUGAUCCUUGUCGCAGACCGGUUGUGUUCUUUCUUGAUCGUGUGUCAUCGAGAGAGGAUGGAAUCAUGAGCAUCUAUAAGAAGUCUUAUGCAAAUUGUUCCUAUGACAUGGCUUCCCCCAGGAAGCUUGAGGAGGUCAGAGUGCUAUCACAUAAGCUGGACCUUAACAUCAAACAGUUGCAGGCUCCAAGAAGGCAUUGUUGUGACAUAUUACCUUCUACCGGUGGGAAGGUGAUGGACAUUGCAAUCCGAGAAUGCAAAGAUGAAGAACUGAUACACAUGCAUUAG
Fragaria vesca subsp. vesca is the source of this 1574-nucleotide messenger RNA. RefSeq lists its product as uncharacterized. The transcript has 3 exons. Gene Ontology annotation, molecular function: acetylglucosaminyltransferase activity. Bases 153 to 1574 code for a protein of 473 amino acids. Lineage: Eukaryota; Viridiplantae; Streptophyta; Magnoliopsida; Rosales; Rosaceae. The record is from RefSeq and is a predicted model, not a curated record.